AUGGUUGACUCGAUGGAGGUAGACACGGACGGUCCGCGAGGCGUCAAAAGGACCGCUGCUGAGGCAGGUCUACCUCCAGAAACACCUCGUCGUAUCAAGGCUCUGGAUCUUGAUGUCGUCAACAAGAUCGCUGCGGGAGAGAUCAUCGUUGCUCCGAUGCAUGCUCUGAAAGAAUUGCUGGAGAAUUCGGUUGAUGCUGGAUCGACCAUUGUCGAAGUCGUCGUCAAAGAAGGUGGUCUGAAAUUACUCCAGAUUACAGACAACGGCCAUGGAAUCGAGGCAAACGACCUGCCAAUUCUAUGCGAAAGGUUCACCACGUCCAAACUCCAAAACUUCGAAGAUCUCAUGUCGAUUGGAACAUACGGUUUCAGAGGCGAGGCUCUGGCAAGCAUCAGCCACAUUGCUCAUCUGAAAGUCACCACGAGGACCGCCAACUCUAGCUGUGCCUGGCAAGCUUUCUACGCCGACGGGAAACUUACUCCUUCGAAACCUGGGCAGAGCGCUGAUCCUAAACCAACUGCUGGUCGGCUGGGCACGCAGAUCACCGUCGAAGACCUAUUCUACAACAUUCCAAACAGACGGCGAGCGUUUCGGUCACCUUCGGAAGAAUAUGCCAAAGUUUUGGACGUCAUUACUCGCUAUGCCGUACAUCGAGAAGGGGUAGCAUUUUCCAUCAAGAAGUAUGGUGAAUCCGGCACUGGUUUUUCGGUUGCAGCGGCGGCGACGAAAAUCGACCGAAUCAAACAGGCGUAUGGUGGUGCAGUAGCAAAGGAACUCAUGGAGUUCAAGGUGGGAGAUGACAAAUGGGGGUUCAAAGCCUCAGGGUAUGCCACCAACGCCAAUUACAGCGUAAAGCGGACAACACUACUUUUGUUCAUCAACAAUCGAUCCGUCGAAUCCUCGGCAGUGAAGAAGGCCAUUGAGCAGACAUAUCAGAUGUUUCUUCCCAAAGGUGGCCAUCCUUUUGUAUAUCUCUGUCUCGAGAUUGACCCCGGUCGAGUCGACGUGAAUGUCCACCCGACAAAGCGCGAGGUUCACUUCCUGAACGAAGACGAGAUUGUCGAGCUGGUAUGCGACCACCUUCGCGAGAGUUUGGCCAAGGUCGACACCAUUAGAACGUUCAAAACGCAGACUCUUCUUCCUGGCGUCACACCAAUGACUCCGCUCAACCCGAGAGUGAGAGCAGCAGAAAGCACACCUCCCGCAGACGAUAGCGGCCCGAGGAGGCCUUCGACCACAAAGAAGCCAUAUGAAAACAACCUGAUCCGCACAGACUCGAAGAUGCGCAAGAUCACGUCGAUGCUUCCACCUGCACUGUCGACCUCGACUUCCCAGGGCGAAGGACCCCCUGCGAUCGAAGGAGGUGUACGUUAUUCCACCACCGACCGAGAACAGAUCCAGAUUCGGUUGUCUUCGGUCAAGAACCUGCGUGCCGAAGUCCGUGAGGCAAUGCACGACGGCCUGACCGAGGUCUUUGCCUCUCUCACGUACGUCGGUGUCGUCGACGUCACCCGACGGAUAGCGGCGAUCCAGGCCGGCGUCAAAUUGUACCUGGUCGACUACGGCAUGGCCGCGAACGAGUUCUUCUAUCAAGUCGGGCUCACGGACUUUGGGAAUUUCGGUCUGAUUCAACUUCGACCUGCACCCCGGUUGCGUGAUUUGCUCGACGUCGCCGCCGAGCACCAGAUCGAGACCUCCCCGGAUUGUGCCCACCUCGACAAGGAGCGGGUGGUCGAAAAGGUGUACGACCAACUGAUGGGCCGGAGAAAGAUGAUUGCCGAGUACUUCGCCAUGGAAAUUUCCGACGACGGCGACCUCGAAACCAUCCCUCUCUUGCUCAAAGGGUACAUGCCUUGCAUGGCCAAAUUGCCAAUGUUCUUGUUGAGGCUGGGUCCCUUUGUCGACUGGACGCAAGAGGAACCGUGUUUCAAGACCUUUUUACGUGAAUUGGCUUCCUUUUAUGUUCCGGAACAAUUACCUCGGGUCGACAACGACAAGGACAACAAUACCAAUAACAAUCGUGCGACUGCAGGUACUCCUACAGGUACUCCUACUACGAACGACGACGCCAUGAUCGGAACGACAGAACCCGGCAGCACUGACACCGUCAGUAGUACCCGAGAAGACGAGGAUCAAACUGAUUUGGACGUCAUGACCGAAAACAGGAGAAAUGAACUGUCCCACGUCCUUGAACACGUCUUGUUCCCUGCGUUUCGAUCCCGCAUCGUCGCAACGCAAGAUUUGUUGAGUGGUGUCAUGGAGGUGGCAAACCUAAAAGGCCUGUACCGUGUCUUUGAACGUUGUUGAGACCUACGAGUCCGGAGUUGAGUGUCCUGCCACAUGGUAUUUUGGACCUAAAAGGCGCCUGUAAGUUAAUUACUUGUGCUUACAAGUGUACCUACUAGACUCCAAAGGUCGCUACGCAAUGACCCUUAAGGGUAACCAAUGAGAUGGACGCAUGUUUUAUAGUAGCUAUCUACCCAAGGUGAAAAUGGUAGGUAGCUAGGGAGGGUAGUAAGGUAAAGGCACCUAGAGGCUG
Molecule: messenger RNA, 2539 nt
Organism: Exophiala oligosperma
Lineage: Eukaryota; Fungi; Ascomycota; Eurotiomycetes; Chaetothyriales; Herpotrichiellaceae
Exons: 3
Coding region: 1-2307 (768 amino acids)
Biological process (GO): mismatch repair
Cellular component (GO): MutLalpha complex
Molecular function (GO): ATP-dependent DNA damage sensor activity; ATP hydrolysis activity; ATP binding
Source: RefSeq, a predicted model, not a curated record